Messenger RNA from Knipowitschia caucasica, 1098 nucleotides. Lineage: Eukaryota; Metazoa; Chordata; Actinopteri; Gobiiformes; Gobiidae. The record is from the annotation of a GenBank genome assembly.
AUGAACAUGGCUGCACCCACGAGAGUUUUGGUUACUGGAGCUGCUGGACAGAUUGCAUAUUCUUUGUUGUACAGCAUUGCCAAGGGAGAUGUCUUUGGCAAAGAUCAGCCAGUCAGUUUGCUCCUUCUGGACAUAACACCAAUGAUGCCAGUUCUUGAAGGAGUUGUCAUGGAGUUGCAAGACACUGCUCUUCCUCUUCUGAGAGAAAUUAUUGCAACUGAUAAGGAAGAGGUGGCCUUCAAUGACUUGGAUGCUGCCAUCUUGGUUGGCUCCAUGCCUAGAAGAGAGGGCAUGGAAAGGAAAGACUUGCUCAAAGCUAAUGUGGCCAUUUUUAAGAGCCAAGGAGCUGCAUUGGACAAGUAUGCCAAGAAGACUGUAAAGGUACUGGUUGUGGGAAAUCCUGCUAACACAAACUGUCUGAUUGCUGCCAAGUCUGCUCCCUCAAUUCCUAAAGAGAACUUCUCCUGUCUCACACGCUUGGAUCACAACAGGGCUCGCUCUCAGGUGGCAAUGCGGUGUGGUGUCCCAGCCACUCAGGUGAAGAAUAUGAUUAUUUGGGGAAACCAUUCUUCUACCCAAUAUCCUGAUGUUCACCAUUGUGUAGUCAACAUGUCUGGGAGCGAGUUGUCGUGUUUUGAUGCGGUAAAGGAUGAUGUCUGGCUCAGAGGGGAUUUCAUCACCACUGUGCAGCAGAGAGGUGCUGCUGUCAUCAAAGCCCGGAAACUGUCCAGUGCCAUGUCUGCAGCAAAGGCCAUCUGUGACCACAUGAGGGAGCUGUGGUCUGGGACUCCUCAAGGCGAGUUCACAUCAAUGGGAGUUUACUCUACAGGAAAUCCUUAUGGUGUUCCUGAUGAUCUUGUCUACUCAUUCCCUGUCCAUAUUAAGGACAAGACCUGGAAUAUUGUUGAUGGACUGGCCAUAAAUGACUUUUCUCGGGCAAAGAUGGAAGCAACAGCAAAAGAGCUCAUUGAAGAAAGAGAUACUGCUAUGGAGUUCCUUGGUUCUCACCACUUCUACCGUACUGCUUUGGACGCCACCUCUCAAGUCAGCUCGGCUACACUCUGGGCUCCACAUUUAUCCCUCGGUAGUACAGUCUAA